AUGGCGGAGUACGUGGUGGCCCGUAACAUCUACUCCGAGGAUAGAUUCAACGCAGAUUAUGAGAAAAUCUACAGACAGCGCAAAACCCUCCUCAACCAUGUCACGGAUUAUUUCAGGUGCAACAGUAGGCGUGCCCGCUCCGCCGCCCUCUCUCUCCUCCCGAUCAUUGGGUGGAUGAAGAUCUACAGAGUGAAGGAAUGGCUGCUCAGUGACAUCGUGUCUGGAGUCAGCACCGGCCUCGUCGCUGUACUACAAGGGCUGGCGUACUGUCUGCUGGCCUCUCUUCCUCCUUGGUACGGGCUUUUCUCCGCUUUCUUCCCCGUCGUCAUUUACUUCUUCCUGGGCACUUCUCGGCACAUCUCCGUCGGUCCAUUCCCGGUGUUAUGUCUGAUGAUUGGCUCUGUGGUGACCAGGAUAGUCCCAGACGAUGCUCCUCCCAUGAACAUCACCGGGUUUGAGGGUCUGACCCAGGACCAGCAGAGGGUGCUGGUGGCCUCCUCCAUCAGUUUCCUUGCAGGGAUCAUGCAGUUGGCGAUGGGAAUCUUCCAGGUGGGCUUCGUGGUCAUGUACCUGUCUGAUACUCUGGUCUCUGGCUUCACCACGGCGGCGGCUGUUCACAUCCUGGUCUCUCAGCUGAAGUUCGUGCUCGGGUUGACGGUCCCGGGCAUCAGUGGACCUCUGGCGCUCAUCAAAACUCUGGAGGUCAUCUUCAACAAAAUCGGCUCCACAAACGUGUGUGAUGUGGUCAUCUCUCUGGUCAUCAUGGUCGUGGUGUUUAUCGUGAAAGAGCUGAACGACCGCUUCAAAUCCAAACUGCCCGUGCCCAUCCCCAUAGAAGUGAUCAUGACGGUGAUCGCUUGUGGAGUUUCCUAUGCGUUUGACUUCAAGACCAAAUACGGCAUCGGGGUUGUGGGUGUGAUUCCCAAAGGGUAUGAGGCUCCGGUCGCUCCAAACCUGGAGAUCUUCCAGGAGACGGCGGUGGACGCGUUUCCCAUGGCGAUCGUGGGAUUCGCCGUGGCCUUUUCUGUGGCCAAAGUUUACUCAGUCAAACACGACUACAUCAUAGACGGAAACCAGGAGCUGAUCGCCUUCGGAGUCAGUAAUAUCUUCGGAGCUUCGUUCAAAUCUUUUGCGGCGAGUACGGCUCUGUCCAGGAGCGCCGUCCAGGAGAGCACCGGCGGGAAGACGCAGGUCGCAGGUUUACUGUCCGCCAUUAUCGUGAUGGUGGUCACUGUGGCCAUAGGGUUUCUACUGGAGCCUCUGCCAAAGUCUGUGUUGGGGGCCGUGGUGAUCGUGAAUCUUAAAGGGAUGCUGAUGCAGGUCAGAGAGGUGCCGUAUCUGUGGAGACGAGACAAACCAGACUGUGUGGUGUGGGUCGGGACCUGUGUGGCGUCCAUCUUGCUCGGUCUGGAUCUGGGUUUAGGGGUUGGUCUGGGUAUAGAACUCAUCAGUGUGGUUCUCCGAACGCAGUUCCCUCGCUGCUCUGUGCUCGCCAACAUUAAAGGCACCGACAUCUACAAAGACAAGAAGGACUACCUCGAUACUUUUGAGCCUGAGGGAAUGAAGAUCUUCAGGAUUCCAGCACCAUUAUUCUUCGCCAACAUCGACUUCUUCAGAAACAAACUGGUGGAAGCUCUCGGGUUUAACCCUCUGCGAGUUCUGAGGAAGAGGAACAAAGCUCUGAGGGUGAUCAGGAGGAUGCUGAAGAAAGGAGAGCUGACGUGUACACCUAAGGGUUACCUGAACAUGUGUCCUGAGCCGUACAAAGAGGUGGACGGCGAGGACAGUGUGGAGGAGCUGGACCUGCCCACAGACCUGAAGGACCUGCCCAUUCAGGUGGACUGGAGAGGGGAGCUGCCCGUCAACGUGAACGUGCCCCCGGUGGAUCUGCACAGCCUGGUCCUGGACUUCGCCGCUGUGUCCUUCCUCGACGUCUCCGCUCUGAAGGGACUCAAAACGGCGCUUAAAGAAUUGAUCCGGAUUGAAGUGGAGGUUUACAUUGUGGCUUGUGAUCCCUACAUCUUAGAAAAACUGCACAGCUGCGGAUUCUUCGACGAUGAGGUCACGCCCUCCAUCUUCUUCCUCACGCUUCACGAUGCCAUGUUGAACAUCCUGGAGCGCCACCCGGAGUCCAACCAGUGCAAGACAAACCUCAGCAAGAUCAUGACCACGGCGACUGUGCACCAUCCCAACAGCAGCAUCCGGAGCCGAGACAGAAAUGGAAUGGAGCCUGAAACUCGCUUCUGA
Messenger RNA from Boleophthalmus pectinirostris (great blue-spotted mudskipper), 2247 nucleotides. Its product is annotated as chloride anion exchanger-like. The record is from RefSeq and is a predicted model, not a curated record. The transcript has 19 exons. Gene Ontology annotation, molecular function: sulfate transmembrane transporter activity; chloride transmembrane transporter activity; oxalate transmembrane transporter activity. NCBI's taxonomy places the organism in Eukaryota, Metazoa, Chordata, Actinopteri, Gobiiformes, Gobiidae. Gene Ontology annotation, cellular component: membrane. Gene Ontology annotation, biological process: transmembrane transport. The coding region runs from base 1 to 2247 and encodes 748 amino acids.